GGAAGAGCGUGCCCCGGGUAGGGUGUGCAGGCGGGAGGGUUUGCGUAAAUCCUUCCGUCAGGCUCACAAGCGGAAUUUCCCUUUUUCCUUCGUCACCCGGCUAAUUGGAAAGGCUGCGGACUUUCUGCGCACGAAAAAGCAAUCUGAAUGUUGAAAUCAGUGAUCUCUUCACAGAGACAGUAGGUCUGGGGGAGUCCACGGGCCCCUCCUGGUUUCUGUCCUGCUUAGUUCAGUGCCCAACAGGGUCGCCUGCGUGUGCAGCGCUCUCUCCGUAGGUGACAGCGUCACCGUGUCAUUCUCUGGGGUUCCCCAAACCCAAGGGGGCCGUGAACCCGUCGGCUUACACCGUUGCCCUCCUGGUAGGGAGGGAGCCCCGGAGACCCCUGAGCCGGGCAGCGGGCGGGAGGAAGGCCAGUGGUGGGUCUGAGGCAUUGGGACGUCUGACUUUGGGUCGCGACCGAGUUAACCUCAUUGUCCGUUUGGCUCAGUGACCCCUCUGAGGUCGCCGGGCCGGGGUCGGCCCCCAGGGCUCUGCCUGCGGGUCCUGCUCCCCCGUCAACAGGAGGGGAUGGGACGCUGGCCGGCACGGGGAACCUGGGACAGCCCAGGCGGCUUCUGUGCAGGGCCCCUGCCCCCCGACCAAGGGACCCCGCUUUGUGGACCUCUGAGUGUCCCCAGCUGUGCCGGGGCCUCCUUCCCGGGGCUGGGAGUUUGGAACCAUCUGCUGUUCUCAUCACAUAGUUUCCACCUUCCUGGGAACAGCCCGUUUGUGGACGGCGUCCAGCUCCUUCUGUGGCGGCCGCCUCCUCUCUGGUGUGUGUGCGGCUCGGGCCCCACGCAAGCCCUGCCCCCACUGCCUGACACCUCAGUCCCUGCCCCCCGGGCUUGAAAUGAAAUAAAGCUGGCCUCAGGGGUUUGCGAAGGAGACACGCUGAGGGCACCAGUCCCGGGAUGAAGGUCUGGAGGGUCCGCGGGCUGGGACGGCCCCGUUGCUGAGGCAGCGAGGGGGUUCGCGCAGGUGUCCCGGCGUCUCUUGCGGCAAACGGUGCGCCCCACAGAACGUGUCAGGUUCAUGCUAUUGAGGACGGAGCGCAGCUCACCAGGGGUUGUUAGCCGCAGACCCGGAUCUUCCGGAGGUCUGGUCUGCCCCUGAAUUGUGGGUGGACCGUCCAGGGAGCUCCCCCUGGCCCCGGUGACACGCUGCGGGCAGAGGUGGGCACACGGGCCUGAGAAGACGGCCACAGUAACGUCAUAAUACGGGGAGCAGCUGGGGGCCCCGGUUGUCCCUGAAGGUCUCUGUGGCGAGUGGAGACAAAAGCAAUGCCUACCCUGCUGUGUUUACGUGCACGUCGCUCGGGCUUCUGGACUCUCCUCUCUGCAGGCUGGCUUGGGUCUCGGAGAGGGAGACACGUGGCGACAAGCGGGAUUUGCUUCCUAGAUGCGUAAGUGGCCACAGUUCUUACGUUCUGUGUAAGUUUUGACUGUUUUCUCUGUAUUAAAAUAAUUUUGAUGCAUGGUUGUUGUAACGUGAGUAGGUGACUUUCGGUUCACUGUUUCCAAGUAAAACGCCGACAGCUCAGAGCUGAUCAUCUGGAACAAAGUACACCUGCCUUCUGCCGUGGCCUCGCCCUCUGGUGUGGCCUCACGGCCCCUUGCUCCCGUGGCAACCGGCUCCUCGGCUCCACAGGUGUUUCCAGCACCUUCUCCGGGCAUUUCUGAGGCACCAAGAGAUUUGCUCUUUUCCCUCCUUCUUGUUCACUGUAAGGGCCAACGUGCUGCAGUGGAAAACCAACAUUUGCUUUGAGUUUUUCUUGUGAGACCGGCUUCCGAACAGCACGACUCCACAGGCACCUUUCAGGUUCGCGUUCUCUUCGCGUAAGACGGGGUGAGUAGCACCUUCCUCUCUCCUGGAGCAGCGUCAGCGUUGGCGUCCCCUGCGCUUGCCUCCUUGGGGAGGGACGGCGGGAUUUGCUGGUGCCUCGGAGACUCUGGGGGACGCCGAGCACACCCUCCGGCUGGAAUCUAAAACAGGAAGUGUGGACUCCAGACCCACAGCUUGGAAUGUCAAAGCCUUUGUCACUGGAACCAGCAGAGGCCAAGGGAACGCAGCUCACUGCCCUCCUGGGGGGUGGGGGGGUCUCCAGGGUGACCGCAGGACCCUCUACUGUCAGGGCUCCGCCCCUGCUGGUCCCCACCUCCGGCUCGGUGUCUCAGAGCCUCUGCUUAGCGGGAAGGUGAAGCUGGGUGAGCGUCCACGGCGCGUCCCCUGCUCCCCCUGCCCCCAGAAGAGACCAGGAGGCCCAGGGGCCAGACGCUGUUCACAGGCCCAGGGAGAAGCGGCCGCUGGCCGGGCUGGGUCAGUCACCUUGGGGGUCGGUGGGAAUACGGCAGCUUUGAUGGGAAGCGAUGCCCAGAGGAGGCGCGUUUCUCCAGCACAAGCGGCGGCCGGGGUGGAGGCUGGUCCUCGCGGCGAGAUGUGGCCCCAGCGGCCGUGCAGAGGGGCCAGGGGCUCUGCCACCGUGUGUCUCGGGGGCCACUGAGUUUCUAAAUCACACGCAUGCAACCGCAGGGCACGCGGCUCCCGUGCAGGACGGACACAUUCACUUCAUUCACGUAUCCGGCUAUCGUGACCCCCGCUUCCUCCAGCUUGUGAUCCCCUGGCUUGAACGUGACCUCCGCCUCGUGGUUGGUCCCCGUGAAUCUGCCCAGAGCGGCCAUCUUCAACGGAGGAAUCGCCACCAAGCACAAAGUUGCCCAAAAACGCCCACGCAAACCGCGCCGCCGAGGAGACCACGAGAAGGAGCUUCGAUUGCGGGAGGAGCUGAAGCAGGAAGUUGGGGCGUGGCCUCGUUCCCUCGGCAGGACGGUGGGCAGGGCGGCCCCCGCUUCCUGGGGCGCCAGCGGCCUGACAGUGCCGAUAAGGGGCUGCAGCGCACUUCCGCGAGCAGGCGAAGUCACAAGGGGACCCCGGAUAGCGAGCAGGAGGAGGGACGUCGGGGACGGCCGUGGGGCGCGUGCUCUGGGCGAGGCGAGGGACGGACCUCUCAGACGCGGGAACGUGUGGCUUCCCGUGCCUGUCCUCCCGUGUGGUUGGGGGUCUCAGUCUGCGGGCCUCAGGAAGCCCUGCUCCCCCUCGCGGCCUCCCCGUCAGCCCAGCGCUUCGGCACACGGGGUGGGGGCCGGCCACCUGCAGCUGGGGGACGGGGUGGGGGCCGGCCACCUGCGGCGGGGACGGCCCCGGGGACGCUCAGGUCCAGACGAAGCGAGGCCGCUCUGUCCGAGUGGCUCCAGGGCAGCAGACAGGUGGGCGAGCCUCUAUGUGAGCGGGGAUCCCGAGCCACACAGCGCCCUGAGCUGACCUGACCUGCACCUCGGCUGCUCGGAUGCACAGAGUCGGAGCAGGAAGGGCACUGGUUUGACUGGAAGAGACGCAAAGCAGCCACAGCCCACGGGCCAAGGGGAAGGCCUCCCCUUGGUGAAACCACAGCCCGUAAGAAAGACAGCUCUCACCAACCACGUCGUCCAGAGCGUUUCCAGUGAAAAUUGUUUUUCCGUUUGGGGUUGGGGAGAGAGGGUUCCAAUGCUGCCAAAGAAAUCCCUUCUCGCGGCAGGUGCAGAUCCUCGUGGCGUUUGUAGGCAGCUCUGUGUUCUCCAGAGGGGCUCUUAACCCCACGGAGCCCAUCUGGGGGGGGGGGGCCCAACGGGGUCUGUGUUCAGUGUCUCAGGCUCUUGUCACGUGGGGCAGGGAGGAGCCGCACGAGCCCUCCCGCGUGUCUAGUCCCCGCACGGGGAGGGAAGCUCUCGAGCACUGUGGCCCCACGAUGCACGUGACAGGCGGCCCCCGCGGGACGGCCCCAAGUGCCUCUGAAAACGGCCAGGGGUCCCAGGGGAGCUGGGGCACACGGGCUCUGAACCUUCCCUGUGUGCCCACCUCCCAGCACGUUCUGGAAUGAGCUCAGGUCCGCGUGCACCCACGUCCUGGCUCCAGAACCUCCUCACAGCCGCGGAAGCUCCCUUCAGGACCUCAGCCAGACUUGGCUGCCUUCCUUCUCGGAGCCUUCCGGAGGUUUGGGACCGAUAGGGAUGAAAUGCCAAGUUCUCCCGUUGAGGCAGAUUUCUAGGCCGGGGAUGGAGCCCAUCCUGCCUGGUCACUGCACCCCGUGCCCCAUGAGCGCCCCGUCCGCCCCCAAAAAGCCGGCUGCGCACCAUAACCAGAUGCUUCCUGUUUGUCCCUCCCCGUCCGUUCCUUGCCCCCCAUGCCCCCCCACCCUGUGGUUCUCCAGAAGGAGACUCCCGUCCCGGGACAGAGCCGGGUCCUGAGGUACAGCGGACCCUCACCACCCGCGCCCUCCAUGAUGCGUGACGCACACCCCGAAGCGGCCCAUUCAGACCCUCGACGGUCUGUAAAGGGACCCAGAUCCCAAGGAGCACGUGUCAGGUCCCCCCAAAUCCCUUCUUCCUGUUUCUGCCACUCAUGCGAGCCGUCCCCGACCCGGCAGUUCCGCCCUCUUGUUCACCCAAAACCUUUGCCUUCCGGCUGCAAACGGCGCCGCCCUGGCUCCCGACUUGCAGCUUCUGCAGUCAGGGCUAGCAGCCGAUGGGGCUUAAGGGACACGUUUCACCAGGAAAUAGCCGUUUUUCUGACAAUACCAAAUGUCUGUAGAUUUGGACGUGAGGCCCACGGCUGAGGCGUGGCUGAUGCUGAGCCAGGGAAGGCGGGGACGCGCUGUGGACGUGGGGCCGGCUCCACGCGGGUGCGGGUGGGGUCAGCGGUGGGGCAAGACGGGCGUCCAGCCUGGGGGGGGGGUCUGGCUUGCAGCACGGCCACGAGAGCCCGGGUGGGCAAAGGACCAGAGGAAAAGCCCCAGGACCAGGACUUCCCACGCGGUCACCACGGAGCCCCUGCUGUCUCUCCUCAGGCGUCACGUGGAGUUUAGGACGUCCUGGCUCGUGCUGGAAGCAACCCCUUCCUCCGACCGUACUGGGGACGCCGGGACCCUGUGACGGACGCCAGCCGCGCGGCCCCCGUGGCAUCUGACCCCUUCCCUCUGGCCUGGGCCGGGGGCUCCGGAGGCUCCGGAGGGGGCUCCGGCUGGGGGCUCCGGAGGGGGCUCCGGAGGACGGAGCCUCCCUGCUCCCCGCUGUGCGCCCCGCGCUCUGGGGCCCCCCUCGCCACCCGGCCGUCAGCGCACGGAGGGCCCGUCCAACCAGGUUCCCAGAGAGCGAGGGCCGUCGAGGACGAAAGGCUGCCUGGCCUGCGCUGAAGUGAGCCCGGCUGCAAGACCGACGUCCGCAGGCCUGUGGAGAGUGUCGUGUGCUGUGCUCUUAAAAAAGUAGCUUUUCCGGCUUCUGUGUGUGUGACACCAGGGCCACGUUUGAGGAUGGUGUCGCCUGCUCACUGUCUGCUCACCUCGGGCUGCUCUCUAACCGGAGGACACGCCGGCGUCUCGGUGAGGCCAUCGUCCCCCCUCCUGCUCUGGCCUGAGGAAUUCACGCCCGCGUGCCCCACCGCGAGUCCGGGGCUGGAGGGACACAGUGUCGUCCGACCCCACAGGCAGAGGGCUGGCUGCUCCCUCCAGCCCCUGUGGUCUUCCCAGGUGACAGCUCUCUGGUCUGAAAUACCCCCCAGGGCAGCUCUGGGACGUGUCUCCCGUCCGCGGACAUAGCAGGAAAGAGGUGCUAAAAUUCUCGCCACAAGAGAAAAAAAAAAACAAACAUUUUUUUCCCUUUUUUUUCAAAAAAUUUUUUUUAAUGUUUUUAUUUAUUUUUGAGACAGAGAGAGACAGAGCAUGAGCAAGGGAGGGGCAGAGAGAG
Molecule: messenger RNA, 5814 nt
Organism: Felis catus (domestic cat)
Lineage: Eukaryota; Metazoa; Chordata; Mammalia; Carnivora; Felidae
Product: translation initiation factor IF-2-like
Exons: 2
Coding region: 2407-3363 (318 amino acids)
Source: RefSeq, a predicted model, not a curated record